Molecule: messenger RNA, 1207 nt
Organism: Andrographis paniculata
Lineage: Eukaryota; Viridiplantae; Streptophyta; Magnoliopsida; Lamiales; Acanthaceae
Product: transcription factor MYB16-like
Exons: 3
Coding region: 8-1003 (331 amino acids)
Source: RefSeq, a predicted model, not a curated record
UAAAGCAAUGGGAAGACAUGAUGGGGGGGAUAAGGUUGAGUUAAGGAAAGGGCCAUGGACACGAGAGGAAGACCAGAAACUGCUGUCUUAUGUUCAGGAACAUGGCCAUGGAAGCUGGCGAUCACUCCCUGCUAAAGCUGGGCUAGAGAGGUGUGGGAAGAGUUGCAGACUGAGAUGGACGAAUUACCUGAGACCUGAUAUAAAGAGGGGAAAAUUCAGCUCUCACGAAGAGAAGACCAUUAUUCGACUUCAUGCUCUUUUAGGCAAUAGAUGGUCAGCAAUAUCAGCUUAUUUACCCAAAAGAACCGACAAUGAAAUCAAGAACUACUGGAACACUCGACUCAAGAAACGGCUAACCCGAAUGGGCAUCGACCCGGCAACCCACAAGCCCAAGAACAACUCCACAGCUGUCUCCCUCAGCCACACGGCUCAAUGGGAAGCAGCCCGUCUCGAAGCCGAAGCAAGGCUUGCUCGCGACUCGAACCUCCACAGCCGAGUCACCGCCCGCCCGUCGCCAUUUCUGCCACCUCAGCUGGCCCUUCUGCCAUGUCUCGACAUCCUCAAAGUCUGGCAAGCCAACACUGCCACUGCUGGCCACGUCAGCCUCUUCAGCUCAGAAAGACCCACAAAAUCAUCUCCUACUUCAACCCUAAAUUUCUCUGCAAACCAUCACAGCACAGCAGUCUCUGCAGGCAGCUCCACACUGCCAAACGGUGUCGUUUCCAUGAAUGAUUACACUUCAAUGGUAACUACUUCAGUCGAUGGUGGAGCUGAGAAUUCAUUACAGGUCCCUCACAGCAGUGACUCUUCCCUGGCUCUUGCUGUCGUUAACAAUGAUGACUAUCAUCGAAUGGAUUCGGCAGAACUUUCUGUCGAUCCUUUCUCCGACGGUUAUUACAACGCUGGUGGAUUCGACGUAGGAGGAUUGGAGGAUUCUAGACUCUUUUGGAAUGAGUUGCUCGAUUUGGUUGGCUCCCCGUUGGAAUCGACAUGGACGUUUUAGGGUUGUUUUGAAGAUGGAAUGAAACAUAUAUAUGGUUUCAUCUGAUGGACUGGACAGCAAUGAUUCUGUAUGUACCUAAUGUGACAUUUAAAUUUUCCCUAGAAGAUCAUUUAAUUUGCUAGAUAUUUGGUUAUGUAUUGAGGUUGAUAGUGUCGUGUGUGACAAUCAUUUGUGUAAAAUUUUACAAAUUUUAAUGAUCUAGGU